AUGAAUCCCUCCAGUUCAUCGGAGACUCAAGUACCGGAGGUAGAGCUAGCAGAGACCAACCAGGAAGACACAACAGGCGGAGAAACUGUAUAUGGCAUGGACCUUGAUGUUUAUACUGCUGCGAAAGAAGGCAAUACUGCUGCCCUGGAAAAGAGAGAGCAUCUUCACCAAAUGUUGUCUCCAACUAAGAACACUGUUCUCCAUAUUUAUAUAGCACGUGCAACAUCAACCAAUCUUGAAGAAAUACACGAGUCAGCCAAGAUUGUCGAGAAGAUGCUUAAAAUAUGUCCGCCUCUUCUGUUGCUGACCAACGAGAAUGGUGACACUGCAUUACACGCUGCGGCUAAACACGGACGCACUGCUAUAGUUAAAGUUCUUGUUCAGGCUGCCAAAGAGGAAAACCAGAAGAGGACCCUGAGUUUUCUCACUCUGCUAAUCGAGAUGGAGAGACUCCUCUUUACAUGGCUGUCGAAAGGGGAUUUCGUGAUCUAUUUUUUCAAAUCCUAUACACAUAAAAAUCCAGCUUACGAAGGACCCAAUGGUAGAACAUGUUUGCAUGCUGCAAUCAUACGCAACGAUAAAGAAAUGACAGGAAAGUUACUAGAAUGGAAAAGGGAGCUGACAAAAGUAGUAGAUGAUCAAGGUUGUACUCCGCUUCACCUUGCUGCAUCAAUGGGUCGCACUUUGAUCGCGAAACAACUACUCGAGUGUGACAGAUCUGCAGCCUACAUUAAGGAGAAAGAACAUAAGAGGACAGCUCUUCACUUUGCAGCUCACUAUGGCCAUGAAGGCGUUAUGAAAAACAUUAUUAGGGAAUGCCCUGAUUGUUGUGAAUUGGUAGAUGACAAACAUCAAAAUAUCCUACACACUGCUAUUAUGAAAGGCCAAGUCGCCUUAGGGCAUAUUGCUCUCAAAGAUCCAUGGCUUAGCAAUGUUCUCUUGAAUGGCAAGGAUGAUAAUGGAGACACACCCCUCCACCGUAUUGCUUAUAACAAAUCAUUGAGUUUUUUUUUUCUUGGUACUAGGUUUGCAACAGAUGCUCGAAUUGACAAUAUGGCAUUUAACAAAAAGAAUCAAAAUGCUUUGAACAUCCUUCAAGAAGAUGAGAGAAAUUUUGCCGGAGCAUACAUGGGACAACGACUUCAAGACAAGCUGAAACAGAGUGGUGUCGUACUUGGUCGCCGAAUUGUACCAAAUGUAAGGAAAACAGAAAAUGUUAACAAGACAGUUAUGAAGAAUGAAGGUGAUGAGAGAGGCGGAAAACUUGGGGAUACUCAUCUGUUAGUGGCUAUACUAAUAGCAACUGUAAGUUUUGCAGCAGGGUUUACCAUGCCUGGUGGUUACCAAAGUGAUAAAGGACCAGACCAAGGCUCUGCAAUUCUAAGUAGAAGUACAGCUUUCCAAGCUUUUGUCGUAACAAAUACCAUAGCCAUGACUUUGUCCAGUUGUGCUGUCUUCUUGAACCUUUAUUCAUCCAUGUAUGCAAAGCGGAACGUAUUGUUUACGACCCUUUACGCAGUAAGCAUGUUCACCUUGUUGGCUUUAGUUGCAAUGGUGAUUGCAUUUAUUACUGGCACAUAUGCAGUACUGGGUCAUUCUUCAGGUCUUGGCAUCACGAUUUGUGUUCUUGGCAGCCUUCUCUUCUUCGUCUUAUAUGAGGUUAUGAUUUAUGAUGAAACAGCACUUCGAGUAGCAAUACCUUUGGUUCCUUUGAGCAUCUUUUUUUUGCUCAUUUUCUUUUUGAUGAUUAAGAUGUUUGCUGUAAUGGGAAAAUUACGUCACCUUUGUGUCGGGAGUAACUCAUCUGCGCCAAAAAGAGAAGGAAGAUGGUCCAACAGUACUCCUGCUACGAGCACCUCUUCUCAAUUACGCUCAGACAAAGAAAUGGUUGUAUACAACAGAUGUUAA
Fragaria vesca subsp. vesca is the source of this 1908-nucleotide messenger RNA. RefSeq names its product ankyrin repeat-containing protein At5g02620-like. Gene Ontology annotation, molecular function: protein phosphatase regulator activity; protein phosphatase 1 binding. The record is from RefSeq and is a predicted model, not a curated record. The coding region runs from base 1 to 1908 and encodes 635 amino acids. The transcript has 4 exons. Gene Ontology annotation, cellular component: plasma membrane. Lineage: Eukaryota; Viridiplantae; Streptophyta; Magnoliopsida; Rosales; Rosaceae.